Monoraphidium neglectum is the source of this 297-nucleotide messenger RNA. RefSeq lists its product as hypothetical. The record is from RefSeq and is a predicted model, not a curated record. Lineage: Eukaryota; Viridiplantae; Chlorophyta; Chlorophyceae; Sphaeropleales; Selenastraceae. The transcript has a single exon. Bases 1 to 297 code for a protein of 98 amino acids.
AUGCGCGCUGAGGACGCUUUGCAGGCGGAGCUGCGGGAGAUCGGCGGCGCAGAGGCGUUCGAGGGCGCCGCAGCCAUCGCCCCCGCCGGCGGCGGCCGCCGCAGGAGCACCAACGGCGCCUGCAACACGCUCGGCGGCGCGGCGGCGCCGCCGGCCACGGAGGGGCCGAGGGCGCGGCGCCCCAGUGUCCAUAAUAACCUGAUGGGGGAGCCCGGCGCCCUUGGUGUCGGCGAGGGGCAGGCGGGGGCGGUCGGCCUGGCGGGCAGCGUCGUGGCGCUGCUGCGAGGCAAGAAGUGA